Molecule: messenger RNA, 2786 nt
Organism: Cyprinus carpio (common carp)
Lineage: Eukaryota; Metazoa; Chordata; Actinopteri; Cypriniformes; Cyprinidae
Product: dnaJ homolog subfamily C member 5-like
Exons: 7
Coding region: 200-775 (191 amino acids)
Source: RefSeq, a predicted model, not a curated record
AAGAGUCGACUCCAAUAAUCAAGCGCGUCCUCGGAUCUCCCUCCUUCGGCUCGGAGCGCUCUACGCUUUCAAGGGAGGACAUGCGGCGAUAGCAAUGAGGAGCUGUACAUAGGAUAUCUAAACAACCAUUUAGCUGAGUCCUCUAUGAUUCAGCCACAAUUGAUUAUAUCAUAUUACCACCCAGUUCAAGCAUUGAAUCAUGGCAGACGCCAAGCCGCACUCUGACAGGCCUCAGAGGAAGAUGUCCACUACAGGGGACAGUUUAUACAAGGUGCUGGGACUGGAGAAAGGGGCCACAGCAGAGGACAUUAAAAGAGCCUACAGAAAACUGGCUCUGAAAUACCAUCCAGACAAGAAUCCAGACAACCCUGAAGCAGCAGAAAAGUUCAAAGAAAUCAACAAUGCCAACUCAAUCCUCGCUGAUGAGACCAAGCGCAAGAUCUACGAUGAAUAUGGCUCCAUGGGGCUCUACGUGUCCGAGCAGUUUGGAGAAGAGAGUGUCAAAUACUACUUCCUCAUGUCGAAGUGGUGGUUCAAGGCUAUGGUCAUGUGCUGUGCCGUUUUCUCCUGUUGCUGCUGCUGUUGCUGCUGCUGUUUCUGCUGUGGAAAGUGCAAACCACCAGAGGAUGAAAACUACCAGUACGUGGACCCAGAAGACCUGGAGGCCCAGAUCAAAGCAGAGCAGGAUGGAGGAGGUGAAACAAUUAUUAUUGUCCAGCCUAUACCUAGUCCUGGUCCAGAAAUCUGCAGUGAAUCUAAACCAGAUGCAAAAUGACUUGUAAGUGGGGCGGUGAUUCAGAAGAACUGCAUCAGGGAAGGGAGGCUCAGAUGUCCCUAUUUUGAUCCAGCCCAGUUCCACUGUCAACACCUCAGAGUCUAUGCAUUUCGCAGCCAGCCAGUCCAUGUACAACACCCAGAAAUGAGCCACCUGCCUGGUCCUGGUCCCGGUCAUUACUGAGGGGUCCUGCUGAUGGACUCUAAGGCCCCUGAUGUAGUGUGCUGACGGCAGGGCAUCACGGCACCAGGACUAAACUGUGCCACUGCGCCAUACCCUGACUCUGACCCACUGGAAUCGAGUGGCAGUUUGCCAAAAGACAAAGAAGCCUCUGCCAAUCUCAUCUGUGUCUCCAUUGGUGUGUAUGUCUGUCUGUUCGUAUAUAACUACACGUUCAUUUCAAAAUAAUAUAGUUAUGAGGCUGGUGCCACUGGGCAGUGCUCCAGCUGGGAAGUGGGUUUUACUUUUGGGGUUUGUUUCUUUUUGGUUCUGGCUAUUUAUUUCAUUUUUUAAAGCUCGUUAGAAGCAUGGACAUGAGUGGAAUGAUCAUGUGAGUGCAUGCAAAGCAAUAACAGCAUGCCACUACUAUACAGCAUAGGAACGUGCAAGAACCCCUCCCACUUAUCUUCAUCCAAAUGCGGAGCCACAACAUGGCACCUUUUUUUUUUUUUUUUGCUUCUUUAGAUGGCAGUGUUUUCCGUUCUCAAGUUUGCAGUCAUCUGUUACAUUUGCAUUAUAUUGCAUUUAGUUUAAGAUCAAACUGGUCAAUCGUACGCAAAUGACAUUACAUGGUUGCGUAACGACUUUUUCUGACCAAAGCGAAGGCAGACGCCUCAAACGUCAGCUGACGUGCCGUGUGCAAUGGUCAUAUAUUUCCCUAAAAUCAGAACACUUGAAUAUGCUGGUAAAAGUUAUUUUUUUUUAAGGCACUUUUUUCCACUGCCUUCAUUGGAGGCUUCUAAUGCAAAUCUAAUGGCUUCAGCCCUUACAACUUCACUGCUGCGAAAGCUAAAAUAUCUUUAAUUGUGAAGUUUUCAUUUGUUCAAAGGUGCUGAAAUGGGAUCAACCCUAUUUUUGGUGAACGCUUUGCCAAAUCGAGCAAACCUUUGCUUUCUUUGUGCUCUUAGGACAUAUGAUGACAAAACGCAAAUAUUUUUAAUGAUCUUAUUUAUUUUUAAUAUAUCAUAAUUGAGAUUAAUGUGUAUGACAUGUUCUGAGUGAAAUGAUGCACUGUGUUAACUUGAUUUCAGAAUUUGGAUCUGCAAGAGCCUCAUGGUUUUAGCAAUAAGGAAAUGCCCGUUGUGUUAAAUGUGAAGGACUCAAAUAGUUACUGUUAGAAACACUAUAUUAGAGUCAGUACAUUAGAUGCCAAAUGUUUUCCCUGUAAAUUGUUGUUCAAAAUGCAAAAGUAAAUACAUAGAUGUUACACCAUUUUGUUUCUGUGUGCAAAUGGAAAUGUAUGUAAUAAUUUCAAGUAGUAUAUGGUCAUCUGUCUGUUCUGGUUGUCAUUUUGGGGGGCAUUUUCUUAUAGCCAAGAAGCUUUCUUUUAUUCCGUAGAAACUGGAUGGUACUUUCAGAGAAUAAACUUGCCAAAAGAAAAAGAGAUCAAGCCAGACAUUCAUUAGAAAGCAUUGGGAUAUCUGCUUCCAAACCAACUGCUAUUUUUUUUUUUCAAUGCUUACUGGAUCACUUAAUUUAAUUGCACAAUGCCCAUUUCUGCAAUCAACAAUUUACUUUUCGGCACUUGUUUGGGGUGCAGAUGAUGACUGGUUUUGGCCUCUUCACCAGUGCACAUAUUAAGUUUUAUGAUGCUGUGUGUAAUAACCUGUUUGAUGAGGGGGAAAAGCCAAAUCUGGUCUGAAUUUACCAACAGCCAAAAAGGAGCUAAGAACCACAGUACUACAUUGCUACUUUCCUCCAGGUUUUAUUCAACAUGGUUCGCAUCACAUAUUUCAUUGUCUGUUUAUAUUAUUGAAUCUGAAUUAAUGAAAUAAAUGGGGAUUUGUAAAAA